ACAUGGCUGGUCUCGGGCGUUGGGCGAAAGUGGCCGUGGUGUGGCUAGUUUUGAAGCAGUGGACUGUUAUCCAGGCUACGGAAGGACAGUGGCGCAAGCCUCUUGGUGUCUGGAUUAUGGACGAUGUGCACAACUACCAUGACGUUAGCGGUGGUAUAAAUCACGCCUCUUCCGCCGGAGGUUCCAUUUCUAAAACCACGGGGCCAAGAGGGGAAACAAACGGCGGAACACAGUUUAUCGGGACAUCGGAUUCCUAUGUGAUCCUCGGCAAUGACGGGGGUUUAGACGCCCGGUAUUCUUUCACGUGGGUGGCAUGGAUAAAGAAUGAGGGUUCCACGGAGGCACCCCUGUUCAGUUUUCAUAACUCCGGAGGUGACAAUUUCGGACUUCAUUUUUUUCAACAUCCAAACGACCACUCGUUCACGGUUGUGUUUCGGCGACGGAGUGACGGCGCUAGCACGAACAACUUUUACACUGUUGCUAACGUCCUGACGCUGAAUACGUGGGUCUUGGUUGCAGUCACCUACGAUUAUACCCUUGGGGUGAUGAAAGUUUAUAAGGAUGGUCAGGUGGUCCAUACAGAGUACCCUGGACAAUAUGAACAUUCAACUGAUGGCCAGUAUGUGGCUAUCGGUUCACGGAAUUCUCUGGCCUCCGACAGCAGACAUUUUGCCGGAGUGAUGUCCUGUAUACACUGGUAUGAUGUUGCCUUGACCCAAGCUCAGGUGAAGCAAAUUGGUGCCAACUGCUUCACACAAGGUUUACCCUUACCAGCUGGCUGGUGGCCACUAGACAGCGACUAUAAAGGACUUGACGUUACUGGGAAUGGGAAUAACGCAAUACUCAGCAAUGUGAGCCCUCAUACCGGUCCAUUCCUAAACAACAUUGGCUCCUACUAUCUCCGAGGAAGUUCAGAUUCUUACAUUGAAAUCCCGAACAACGGCAAGCUUGACGUGAGGUAUUCGUUUACAUAUAUGGCGUACAUCUGGCCCACCCAAAUGUCUGGAAAUGGGCUGAAUGGAGAGGGCCCAUUGUUUGACUACUACGCUGGGACAGGUGCCACAUGGGCAGAGCACAUUUGGGUUACGGGCCAAGGUCUCUCUCUCUACGUAUGCAGUUUUAACAGGAAUUUUGCGUCGACGGGAUGCACAUCGAAAAAUAUCAUUACCAGUUUUUCUUGGCAGCAUCUUGCAUUAACCUAUGAUUACUGGAUAAAUCGUAUUACUCUCUACAAGAAUGGUGUACAGGUGUUCACUUAUACACCAACAAAAUCUGAAAUUGGUACCGCAGGUUCUUAUAUAAGAAUAGGCGCAAAGGUCGGCGAUAACCGUUUUUAUCAAGGGAAUGUCGGCUGCCUCAAAUUAUAUGGAACCCCGUUGUCUCAAGCCGAAAUACGACAGUCAAUGCAUUACUGUUCCCCGAAGGGACCAUCGAUUUUACGCACGUAUCCGUUACCAGCUGGAUUUUGGCCCUUCAGUAAAAGCUACAGCAAUGAAGACAUCUCUAGUCAUGGUAUUGACGCCGAUCUGUAUGAGACAUCAUUCGUCACUGGGCCUCAUGGUGAUCCGAAUGGUGCAAUACGAGUUUCGGGAACCAGCACGUCUUAUAUUGAGUAUCCUCAGAGCACUGUGCUGGAUGCAAGAUUUGCCUUUACUUUGAUGCUUUGGUAUUUACCAGGUGGUGAGCCAAGUGGUCCUAUAUUCCAGAACGAGCAUCCCACAACUGGCUGGGGAUUGGUUAUUUGGCAGCACUCUUCGAAGGAGAAUUUGUAUGUGGCCCUUAGGCAAUGGUCUGAUGGAGCGCAUAUUUCGGACUGCACAUUUCAGAAUAUAUUUGAGGAAGAUGUUUGGUUACAUCUAGCUGUUACAUACAAUUAUGGCACUGGCAUAGUUACUGCCUAUAAAAAUGGAAUUGAGUUUGGAACUGCUAACGUCGGAUCUGUCGAAGUGGCGACAAAUUAUGAAUUUAGAACUGGUGUCAAGAAAAGUGACAGCAGAGUUAUAGAUGCCAGUCUGUUCUGCUUGAAGUGGUACACGACCGAUCUGGAUAUUAAUCAGAUCAACAAAGCCAAAGAUCAAUGUUCUCCGGAUAUGUUGCAGCUCUUCAACAAAGAUGGCAUACAGCCCAAACCAGUGGGUCUUUGGAUGCUUGGCGGCAAGGACGGUCUGAAAGACAAAGGCCGUGGUGGAAAUGACGGAGUGCGCAGCCAGACUCACAUUCAACAGGAUGGACCUCGUGGAGAGCCAUACGGAUCGUUCUACUUCAACGACUCGCCAAGUGAUCGUAUACGGAUACCAAACAACGGGUGGUUAGACGUUAGACGUUCCUUGACUGUUGGGGUCUACAUUUACCCAAUGUCUGUUAGCAGCACUGCGUAUAUCGUAGAGUGGGACAUGCCGGGUGGGACCACUACGUAUGGCCCUCACAUAGCACUUAUGUCAGGAGGACGAGUGUACUGCAAAUUCAAUACAUAUUAUCAAUCGAACGGAGCCACCGGUGGACCGUAUGCUACGUCACCUAAUGGCGCCGUUCAAGAACAGAAAUGGCAGCACCUUGCAGUUGUCUACGACUACGAUAGCGGGGAGGCAAGUGUCUGGGUGGACGGGGAGGUUAAGCACAGUUUCUACGCCGGCCAACUCCAGUUAGGAACUCACGACAACUUGUACAUCGGACAUGGCUAUGCUUCAACAGGGAGUGACUUCUUUGGUCGUAUGGCUUGUUUCCAAAUAUAUGACGUCGCACUCUCUCAGACACAGAUUAUAGCCAGCAAAAACCUGUGCGUACCUGAAGGGGGACUUCCUCGCCCAAUAGGUCUGUGGCCGUUGAACUCCCGAUAUCAAGGUCUGGACGUCAGCGGAGGAGAGAGCCACGCCUCUUUAGGAAAUGUUACCUUUUCCCCGGGCCACAUGGGACAGAUGGGUGGAGCAACUAGUUUUUCAGGGACGGCUGAUAGUUACAUCGAAAUUGCAAAUAGCGGAGCUCUGGAUGCCAGAUUUUCUUUUACAUAUUUGGCAUAUGUAUACCUCUCUAACACUACAAUUGGACCAAUAUUCAACUUUGGGUCAAACGCAUCUACGCAGGGUAAUUACGGACUACAUGCGUGGGUCACGGGCGGGUAUAGUUUUUUCGUUCGUGUAAACGAAAGAAGUGGAUACUGGGGGGUUUCUAUGGGCAGUACUAUGCCAUUGAAUAGCUGGCAGUUUGUUGGAGCGACAUAUGACUAUGCCUCUGGGAUGUUGCGUACUUGGUUUAACGGCAUAGAACAAGACAAUUUAUACGUGGGUCGUUUGGAAGUGGCCACAGAGGAUUACGUCCGUAUGGGGUCCAGAAGAGCAAGCUACGGUGACAACCGUUACUUCUUGGGAACACUGGAGUGCGUGCAGCUCUACAACCUACCCCUAAGCCAGUCGCAGAUUAAAAAGGCAAUGGAACUCUGCAAAGGAGCAGGACAUCAUUUCAGUAGUCCAAGCAACGUCCCCACCGGAUACGGUACGGCGGUGUCACAGGUCACGUGGUCUACGACAGCCCGCGUUCUCUCCGAGUGCAUUGCAAAGUGCACUACGGCAGAGACUUGCCUCUCUGUGAAUUACCAAGAUGUUUUCGGUCAACCAAGUCAGUGUGAACUAUCCGCUGCCAUUUCGAAGUUCAAUUCUUCGGUUCAGUUUGAAGAUAAGGGUGGGACCUAUAAAUACUUUGAAAUGGACCACAGCGUCAACCACAUUUGCGUUUGAAUGUUUCUUCGAAACCUUAUAGCAGAAAGGUGUUAAGAGACAAGACAAUCAAGAACGUUAAGAUUAGGGUCUGGUUUUGACUUUUAAGAUUGGAAAAAAUAUAGAAUCGUUGUAUAAAACCACGUGUUUUAUAAUUUAGAUGUUUUACUAUAUUCACUUAUUCGGUUUAGUUUUUUUUUCCAA
Messenger RNA from Lingula anatina, 3914 nucleotides. RefSeq lists its product as uncharacterized. NCBI's taxonomy places the organism in Eukaryota, Metazoa, Brachiopoda, Lingulata, Lingulida, Lingulidae. The record is from RefSeq and is a predicted model, not a curated record.